AUGUGGCUGGCCCUUCUUACGUAUCACCUUGCCACACUUUUUCUCGCCCAAUGUCAAAAUCCAUGCAUCGGACACCCCACAUUCAAGAGUCCAGAUAACUCAGACAUUGAGGUCCUCUGUGGCUCUCAGAAUGUGGAUCUCCAGAUCCUCCUGUGUCCCAUCUACUUCAAUGGAUACAAUGAGUCACUGCUGGCCCUCAACUCAGAGCACUCCAAACAUCAGUGUAAAGGGACUCCGGACUGGUCGGUGGACCCGCCCGUUGUCAGAUUCAACUUCUCCAUCACAGAGGAGGCCAUUUCUGCCUGCUCCAGCCAGCUGACAGUCACUGAGGAGGCGGGAACAGGACUGUUUGCAGACUUCUCCCAUGUCCAGUACAUAACCAUCUCAGGCAUGAUUUGCUCUACGGACCCCACCACAGGAGCCAUCACCUAUCACCAAGAGGUGAUGUACAGGUUCUCUUGCCGCUACCCGCUGCAGUACCUGGUCAACAAUACUCAGAUGAGCGUGUCUGGGGUCAGUCUGGCAGUCAAAGACAAUAACGGAAGUUUCGUCAGCACACUGAGCAUGCGACUCUAUGCGGACGAUAGCUACUCUUCCGUGCUGCAGAUUCCACCAGUGGGCCUGGAGCUAAAGACCAGGAUCUUUGUAGAAGUAAAGGCGUCCAACCUUACAAACAGGUUCAACGUGCUCCUAGACCGAUGUUACGCCACAACCUCACCUUUCCCCGUCAACACCUCAUAUCAUGAUCUCUUUGUUGGGUGUAACCGAGAUGGCCAGACAAUAAUGGGAGUCAACGGACAGCAGCAGGAAGCACGCUUCUCCUUUGAGGCUUUCCGCUUUAUCCAAAAUUCAGACACAACUUUCUCCAUGUACUACGUGCACUGCGCUACCAGGCUCUGUGUGAACUCCUUCUGCCCAAACCUCGUCCAGAACUGCACCAACUCGAGGAGGCGCCGAAGUGUCAGCGACAACCAGGGCACCAAAGUCAGCGACAUGGCCACCAUCACCUCAGGCCCCAUCACUACCCGCCUAGACAACGGGAAUCUGAUGACAUCUGGAGGUGCUCAGCAGACUCAUAUGAACAGCAGCAUGCUGGCUGUUUCAGUCAUGGCAGGCAUCGUCGGAGCCAUCUGUCUUACUCUAGUGGCUUUCAUUGUUCACCAGAUGUACAACUCUAAAAUCAGUUCCAACAAGACAAUCCUGUACCCACAACAGUGA
Molecule: messenger RNA, 1218 nt
Organism: Morone saxatilis (striped sea-bass)
Lineage: Eukaryota; Metazoa; Chordata; Actinopteri; Moronidae
Product: zona pellucida-like domain-containing protein 1
Exons: 10
Coding region: 1-1218 (405 amino acids)
Cellular component (GO): cell surface
Source: RefSeq, a predicted model, not a curated record